Molecule: messenger RNA, 971 nt
Organism: Volvox carteri f. nagariensis
Lineage: Eukaryota; Viridiplantae; Chlorophyta; Chlorophyceae; Chlamydomonadales; Volvocaceae
Exons: 4
Coding region: 1-297 (98 amino acids)
Biological process (GO): protein targeting; protein secretion
Cellular component (GO): chloroplast thylakoid membrane
Molecular function (GO): transmembrane protein transporter activity
Source: RefSeq, a predicted model, not a curated record
AUGCUAGUGACAACGAGGAGCCACAGACAAGUAUCUCUAGAUGGUGGCGUACUUCCGCCAGAGGAAAUUAAGCAGCUAGCUUCUCUACGGCGGCAACAGCAGGCCGAUCUCGCGAAGGACUCCAACAUCGUGCAGGGCGCACUCGAAGAGGCCCAGUUAAUCACAUGGCCGACAAGGGAGAAGGCAUUGCUCGACACGGUCCUAGUGUUAUUUAUCGUUGCUGGGUCCGGAGCCAUGAUCUUUGGCAUGAACGUGCUGCUGGCGGAGCUGUCUGAGUGGUGGUACCACCUCGCUUGAAAGCGAGUACACGGGCGCGCUCGGUCGCUCUGUCGUUGCUUGCCGUCCUAAAAGAAGGGAUGGAGGGGAUUCGCCCCCACUUCACGGUCGCCGCCAUGUAAGGGUACACCGUACAUCCCCUCUUGGUUGCCUCAAAUACGUUCGGAACGGGGCUGGGAGCGGCGGCGGUCCGCUGUCCACUCUCCUUAAGGAAAAGAGCUCAGGUUUUCAUGUUUUCCUCAACUGAGCGCCGCGUCAGUCGACAGUGUUUUCUUUUAGUGUGUUACGAUGAACUGCGAGUCAACUGUGGCGUUGGCGGAUGGGCGAUUAAGUAGCAACUGAGCAGCUGGCCGGUGUGUUUAUUUUCGCUGGGAACAGGGGCCAGCAAGUGGGUGUCGUUUGUUGAAAGGAGAGCCGUGAAGGAUUGCGAAGCGCUAUGGGUCCAACUUGCGUGAUCCAACUUGCUGCUUUUCAGUGCCUUGGCGGCGGGAGGUCGGCCAUUUCACUGUGGGGAGACCAGGAUGUUUUGCGCAACUCAGGGAGAUGGACCGGGAAAAAGGCUUUUGCUAAGAUUUAUCAGCAGUCCCUGCACAACAUUUCCUUUGGAACCCGUGAAAUCUUGUACUGGUCUUAUCGGGAUGCAGUUGGGAAGUCCGGUGCACGUUGGUCGCUGCGAGUAUUGUAAUAUGGAAGGG